Messenger RNA from Trametes versicolor FP-101664 SS1, 903 nucleotides. RefSeq names its product Mov34-domain-containing protein. The record is from RefSeq and is a predicted model, not a curated record. Bases 1 to 903 code for a protein of 300 amino acids. NCBI's taxonomy places the organism in Eukaryota, Fungi, Basidiomycota, Agaricomycetes, Polyporales, Polyporaceae. Gene Ontology annotation, molecular function: metal-dependent deubiquitinase activity; protein binding; K63-linked deubiquitinase activity. Gene Ontology annotation, cellular component: membrane; endosome. The transcript is spliced from 5 exons. Gene Ontology annotation, biological process: protein K63-linked deubiquitination.
AUGUUUGCUAAUACGCAUAUAUCCAAGACCCCUCAGGCUGAUGCCUCGCUCCUCCUGUUUGAGACAAAGCAGCAAGCAGCAGCCAACGGCUUCUACUCGAACCUCCUCUCCCACCAACCAGAGCCUGCACCGGUCAUUCCCCCUUAUCCACCACACAUGCCCGUACCAGACGUCCGUCGGGUCCCCACCACAUACGCGCACCAGCACACGCAGUCACACGGCGGCAUGCGUGGGCCCUCCCCCAACGGCUCGCGCGCAUCGCCCUUCCCCGCCCCUUCCCCCACACGAGACGUUGGCCACCGCUCGACCAUGUCUACGACGAGCACUGCGGGACGGAUCGUGCCCGGGAGCGCACGCGACACGCUCGUGCAGGAGCUGCGCACGAUCAAGCUGCCGCGCGAGUGCCUGCCACGGUUCCUGUCGAUCGCGCGCUUGAACACGUUGCAAAACCGCGAGACGUGCGGGCUGCUGCUCGGGAAGGACCGGGGUACCAAGUAUGUCGUAACGACGCUGCUGAUCCCGAAGCAGCACUCAACGAGCGAUACGUGCAUGAUGGACGAGGAGGAGCUCGUGCUGCAGUUCACGGAAGAGCGGCAUUUGAUCACGCUCGGAUGGAUACACACGCAUCCUACGCAGUCAUGCUUCAUGUCGUCGGUCGAUCUGCACACCCAUUCCGGCUUCCAGCGGAUGCUCCCUGAAUCCUUCGCGGUCGUCUGCGCGCCGUCCUCAACGCCACAGUUUGGCAUCUUCCGGCUCACAGACCCUGGCGGCCUCCAAACUAUCCUCGAGUGCAACGCGAAGGAGGCAUUCCAUCCGCAUCCAGAAGUGCCUAUCUAUACCGAUUGCGACAACUGCCAUGUACAGAUGAAGGACAUGCCCCUGGAGAUCUGCGAUCUGCGGUAG